AUGUCCAGUUUUACUUUGCACAGCUUUUGCCAGUUUGGAUUCCUUACUUACCUUAUGCUUUCUUCCUACAUUUCAGUAACAUCCUCAGUGAGCCUCGAUUUAACUGAACUGAGAAAUAAAGUAGCAAAAAUCAAAGUGAGUCCGAGAGGAAACCUAUGGGCGACAGGUCAUUUCAUGGGUAAGAAGAGCGUUGAUGAUGAGCUGUUACCGUCCGAUAAUGAUGCUGCGAUGAGUGCAAUGGAGGUUGCUCUGAGUCCUCAACAGACGGAACCGAACAACCUUUAUCAGGAGGUACUGAAGAUCGCACUACAAGCACAGCUCGAUUCCCCGGAGAGCCGCUUUAAAAACCCGGAGACAGCGUUGUUGAUGAAGAUAUUAGGAAACUACGUCCAGAGCAACAGGAAAUGGUGA
Molecule: messenger RNA, 411 nt
Organism: Chanos chanos (milkfish)
Lineage: Eukaryota; Metazoa; Chordata; Actinopteri; Gonorynchiformes; Chanidae
Gene: nmbb
Product: neuromedin Bb
Exons: 3
Coding region: 1-411 (136 amino acids)
Biological process (GO): positive regulation of hormone secretion; neuropeptide signaling pathway
Cellular component (GO): neuron projection
Molecular function (GO): neuropeptide hormone activity; neuromedin B receptor binding
Source: RefSeq, a predicted model, not a curated record